GGUAUCCACCUUCACGCAAUCAUUGAAUUUCCAUCACGACCAACUUGAUUUGUUUACAAAUAAAAUCGUUCAUUUGUCCGAUCCAGUGCAGUAAAUCAGCUCACGUUCCUAAGAAAAAGUAUGCCAUCUGUUCAGUGAAAUCGAAUAAUCUCGCACAGAUUCCAGUAACACCGCACCAGUAUUUAUCAUGAACGUUUCCGAUGGCACUGACAAACUGAAAAAACAGCCAUCGUCGCUGUACGACACGUGCAUUCGAUAUGUAGCACGAAAUCUGAAAUUAUUUAAAGACACCGGGUAUUUGCAAUCCAUACCACCGGUAGUUAAAAACACGCUCAUUGUGAACGUGACUCGCGUCCAAGGGGGAUUCCACGAUGACGACCUUCUGGAUAUGCUCCUGAAUCGGGCCGUCACCCGGAUCAACCUUUCCACCUCGACUAUCACCGAUAGGACAUUGCUUUCGCUGGCCGAAAAAUGUCCAAAUCUACGAAGCCUUACUUUGUCACAGGGAGAGUAUCGAUUCACCCGAAUCGGACUAGACGCGGUUGCACGGAGCCUUCCGAAAUUGGAACAAAUAUCUAUCAAAAAAUGCGCCCAAGUGAAUGAUGAAUUUGUGUCGCGUUUGGCUUACAAUUGUCCCAACCUUGACUUGGUGGAUCUGGAUUCGUGUUUUAAUGUGACGGAUAUUUCAGCGGAUGCGAUCAAGUAUUUAAAAUUGACCAAACUGAACCUAUCCCGGACGCGGAUAUCCGACGAAUUCCUAAGGACGAUAGCCGACGAUCAGUGUGCCCUUUCGCUGGAGGAUCUCAAUGUUGGCCAUUGUAGGAUCACCGCAGCUGGGCUUGGUAAACUGCCGUGGCAUACAAUCAAGUAUAUCGGGUUCGAAGGAUGCGAAAUCAAUGAUCUCGGGUUCAUUGGAAUGAACAAGAACCUCCAGUAUGUACAGUGGACAAUAUCCAAGUGAUGGAUAUUUGGCCACGCUCAAUGGACUUGCAAUAUUUAACCUACAUGAAAAGAGAUUUAUAUUUUUACAUUCACUAAACGAAUGCAAUAUACACCCACACCGUUCGUCCGAGACGACGUCGCACUAAGUACUUUUAGAGUUACUAUACGUGUUUUAUAGUUAUUAGACCAACUUAUGACACCCCAAUUUUGGAUACAACUAUCGUCGAACAGAGAAGAAAAAGAAUAGAUCGCAAAGCAAUUACUAUUUAUCCUACUAUAGUGUUUUGAGAGAUAGGUUUUAUUCGAUAGUAUUAGGGAUACACCCUUCAAACGGGUCGAGAACAAAUUAGAAGGUAACGAGCGCAUAAGUCGCUAUUAUUUAUUGAUACGGAUAAUAAUCAAAUUUAUUCAUCGAAUGCAACUGACGAAACACAAACAAAAAACAUUCAAAUGACUUUUGCCAAAUUGCCUAGUGUAUUUCAGUGAGUCAUUAUCAUACGAUCAAUACAUCACAAAAUUCCAGUCGAGAACUUAAUGAAGUGUUUAAUUGAGGACCAAAUUCAAAUUUCCCCCUUCUGAAGGGCUGCGCAGGAUUCACGCUUCGGUGGUUUUCCCCUCUCUCGUAUUGUUUCCGUUUUUCCGUUUCUCGCUGUACCAUCGUGAGCUCUGUUUCUAGAUUCCGGUAUUGAACUCUACUACUUACUGCAACUCGAUUUGUUUCCGUCCCACGCAAUACGCAUAUUUAACGAUCCCUAGCCGCAGCUGACAUCUCUUUCCAAGUAAUUGAAAUGAAAACAUGUUUGAAGUAACGAGUGCUAAUAGCACCCGUAGAAAGCAGCUUUAGGUCCCAGCGUUAGAACGCGGUUUAGUGUUAACCUAAAGAUAUAACAACCAGAAUGUCUUAUUAAACAAUAUAUUAACGGACCAUUUUCGAGGCGCAUUCGCGCGAUAACCAUUAGAUAAGCAGCAAAGAUAAACUCUCGAUAGCAUAAUGAUAGUAGCUAGCAAUAGGACGCAACAAGAAGGUGAUAUAACAAAUACAACAAAUAUGAAGCAUAGUUUAGGGUAGAUUAGGGAAAAAUGGGGUGAGUUCACACGCUGCUUUUCGUUUAGCUCAGUUUGCAUUAUUUUUCUUGACACUCAGAAAUUAUCCCCAAUGUCACUCUCACUUACCGAUUAAUGGUAAAUGUGGUUCUUUGAUGAUAGAGAAGAAAAUAUAUAAAACUGUUAAAAACACCACACACGGAACGGUAAACUUACGAUAGGCGCUACAGCAUAUAGGAGUGAAAUGAGAUGAAGCACAUUCAGUUGAUCUUGAGAGCGAAUUAUCUAUUAUCGAAUAAUCUUAUCAGGUUGUGUCCAAACUACGAACUAUGCUUUUAUUUUGUUCAAAUCCUCCGCUUUGCGCUUUUCUCAGCAGAAGCCCUGCUAUUAAUAUUUCCGGUCUCGAUUAGCUUAGCUGUCAUCCUUGGCGGAGAUAGUUUUGUUACGGUCAUGCGAAACCAAAUCACACACAAAAUUCCUGAACAAUUAUUUUCUUGGUGAGCCGAUGAUUGACUAGUUUGUUGAUUCCCCACACAAUUGUGUAGUUCAGAACCUUAAUGGAAUGGCGUCAGUUUGAUGUAAUGAUUGCAACAGCGAGUAAGUAAUUUGGUCGCGUCCACAGCUCAAUCCGAAACGAAGACAUGGGAUGACGCAAAACAAGGAAGAACAAGCGAUGUUCAUUGUUUCGUAUCUAUAACGAUAAUGAAAGUUUGCCUUCCUUUGCUUCCUUGAUUGAAUUAAAGAGACUUUAAACUUCUUCAGUUCAUUCGUCUUCUUCUUCUCUUCUUUGUUCACGGAGACUCUCAAUCAUUCCCCUUCGUUGAUCGCCGAUAAGUUGCUCGUUAUUGACGGCAUGGGUAGGGAACCUCACAAAUGACAAAUAUAUGGAAAAAUAGAAAUGUUUCUAGUUUUCAUCAAUUUAAACCGGUUACACACCAGGGGAUUGUAAUAUAUAGCAUAAAAAAAACAAAUCUUAGGGAAUUUCCGAUUCGUUUGGUAUGAAAAUAGUCAAAAUCUGUUUGCAUAGUUGUUAACGUUAACUUUAUUUCAUCAAAACAGGACCUGUUUUCUGAUCUGGCACCCUUAACGAAAGACGUAGUUCUACGUCAAAAAACGGAGGAUUAGAGGCGAAUGAACUUCCAAGUUUAAAGCCUCUUAAAAACAAAGAAAGAAACGGAGGAUGAAUAAAAUGUUGCUCACCGAAUUCAUCUCAAGCAAUUGGGAAUCAACGGCGUUAUGCUCCUUGUAUGAUUCGGGCAAUAACUGUGUUGAAUACAUAAUUUAUUAGUGUUUUCAUCCUUCUCAAGGAAGCACAUUUCUAAGAGGCACACAUGGACGACACAGGAGUUGAAGAGCACCGGAAAAUGUGGAACGAGUAAGAGUUUUAAUUGACCAGUCACCGGGACGGUUCAUGCUGCUGCUUGAAGAAGGCCAGGUUCAACUCAGACCCGAAUUCUUCACUAUGAUUCAAAAUUUUAUUCCUCCAAGAUCAUACUGAAAAAUUAAAUGCACGUGAUCAUGACUGUCGCAAGAGGCUACAAAUGCUGCUGUCUGCAGCAUUGUGCAACACGAAGGUGAGUGGGCAAAAUUCGUUUUGCAUAAGUCCCAGGUUUUUUUUCGUCAUCGUGCCGCUGUGUUCUUCUUGAUACCUUAUUUUCAGUUAUUAUAAUGGCUUGAUCGGGUGAGCAUCGGGGCUUCGUAAUCCGUGCCUUUUAUGAAAAUAACCAGUCAGUGAUUGCGACACAAAUAGUCUUCAGUCGUCGUUUGACUAUUCUGAAUGUGCAGUAUCGGUUCUAGAUACUGAAACGAUUCGAAAUCUAUAUACAGCAACCCUAAGGGAAUGUAAAGCUCGUUCAUUGAGUUCCUUUGGAUUGACAUUCGCCUACUAUCGGAAGUUCUUCUUGUUUAGAGCCUCGCCCAAUAUUAAGUGAGUCCUUAAAUGAUUUUAAAUUUCCGGAAAUCCAUACUUUCGCUUUAGAGUCGAAAAAGAAUGCCAAACAACUUUAUGAUUUUAUCGUACCUGUGUUCCUCUUAACGCAAACUUCUUCUUAAAUGGCGUUAACGUUCCCUGUGGAACUUUUGCCGUCUCAACGUAUGCAUUAACUAGCGUCAUUUAAUAAUACUUAUUUGAGAUUUCUUAAGCCAAAUAACACGCCUCGAAUGUAUUCCGAGGGGCAAACUCUAGAAUACUCGUGACUACAGUGCAAGGACCAUGCUCUAGUUCAGCGCACCUAUGUAAAAUCAGGUAUCCAAAUCUUUCAAAACAUAUAAAUUCGCGCAAAAAAGUAUGUUUGAGGUCAUCAGGUGUUGUCCUUCGUGCGUAGCAGAAAAAUAAAUGUCUCUGUGUUGAGUGCUGUUCACCUUUAAAAUGUCCAAGAAAAGGCAAUAUUCUGAAGAAAACCUAAAUCAAGGAUGGAUCAAUAUCUAUUUGACAUCUAUUUGAAAAUUCGAUUUUUUUUUAUGUCAAAAAUGGUGAUUUCCAAAACCGUACAAACCAUAAUCAUUUUUCGGACAAACCAUGAUCAUAAUUUCGCUUUAUAGUAUUAUUAGCAACUAGAGACUUGGGGCUUCUCAACAAACCCAAACACGUUUUGAUUAUAUGUGAUUUUCAUGAAGAAAAAUCUUAUUUUCUGGAGCUUUUUUUCAUUUCAUUAUAAAAAAUUCUUCUCACCAAACAUGCUGAUCGCAAUAUGAACAGCGUUGACUUACACCUACUUGUUUCGCCUAUUUUCCUCAGCGACAGCCCGAUACAGUGGAUCAUUUGUGCGUAAUAUUUUUGAAAUGUUUUGAUGAAAGUGAAUGUGAACAAACAAAGGCAAUCAAUUCGAUAUACAGAAAGUGAAUCACGUAUUGUAUCGUUCUGUUCUGUGUACUCAUAUUUUCUGGUGGUUUCAAAGAAGUGAAGUGACUCUUGACGUCAUUUGUCGCUAAUCAUCGCACUAUAGAAACUAUUUUUUCAAAUUUAAUUUCUCUGUUGCUACUAUAAGUUCCUUUCUUCCUUGUUUGUAUUAGAGAGGCUUUAAACGUUGCCGUUCAUUCGUCUCUAUACUAUAAGUUCCAUCUCCCUUCCAAGAAUUCACUGAGUCAACACAACAAAGCAUGCCGAACCGAUUCGUUGCUGUCGGAUAGAAGACUAUGGGCCCUAUUCCAGAAAAGGAGACUAGCAAUUCGUCUCGUCUCGUCUCGGCUUCAGUCACUAUCGAGACGAGCAAAAUAUCCCAUUACAGUACACGAGUUUCAUUGAAAUGUUUUGUUUGGUAGACUGGAGAGACUUCAGUCAGUUUUUCUCGGUAUGAUCAGUGAUGUCAGAUUAGAAAACAUGUUUUUGUUUUGAGAAAAACAACAAACAGUUUUAAAAUUGAUCAAUCGAUACUCUUUUCUCAGUGCCAAAGUAUUAAAAAAAACAUAACAAAAAGGAAUAACUUUCAUAUAUCUUUUGGUUUCAUUGAUAUUUUUCCUCGAGCAUAUGGUUUCAUCACUCAGACGUUUUGUUAUUUCUGAUUUAUUGGGGGCAAUGUUUGUUCACCUAAUCAACGAUUUAUCAAGAAAAGUUUUAAAUCUAUAUAUUAAACAAACUAGACGAUUCGACUGAUUCAUUGACGAGCGCGGCCAAACGGUCGUCGAACCAGACAAGCUACUCGUCUGUUUUUAGUCGAGCUCGGCUUCUGAAAUAUGAAAACAAUCGAGACGAGCGCUCGUCUGCUCGUCUCGUUUUCUGGAAUAGGGCCCUAUAUUUUUCGACGAACACGGCUUCUUGGUUUCUUGUUCCCACCUCUUCGGCAAUUCAGCAACAUGUCCCGUCCAUCGCAAUCGUCUUGCUUUUGCGACUUUCUGGAUGCUGAGUUCGACCACUACCUCGAGCUCGUCACCGUUAUUUACAACGUUUCCAUAAACAGCGAUUUUGUUGCGAUCAACUCCUCCCGGGAGCAUGUAUUCAGUCCUAGACGCAUUGAUCCUAUGCCCAAUCAACCCUGGUUCGUAUUUCAGUCGGAUACACUAGGCUGUGGCACUUGCCAAGUUGAAGGUUUCAGUUCACAUAAAAAAAUAUAUCGUGAAAGAUUGUUGUUCUGGCUUACACUGGUUCGGGAAACUGUCUAGGACAUGAUGGGAUGAGCGAUGAGCAUUCUUCGAGAGAAGCCACAAAAACUCGGAAUAACCCCUCUCAAAGCGAAUUGACGAUGUUAUAAGCUUCUUGGCCGAGUUCUGAUGGUGCUCGAGACGUAAAAUAUAAGAAUCUCGAUGAUCUUCCUGCAAGACAGUGGGGUUGAUUUCCAGCUUUGUAAUCCAUUCGGGUCGACCUGGUAACUUCCCACAAACGGUAGUUUUCAUAAUCCAGCUUGUCACCUCUUUUAAUAGAUGAUAUAAAUUACCCCUUCUUUCCAAUCCCCCCGUUAGCUGUUCCAUGUACCAGAUCAUGACUAUCAACCGGUACAUGAACUCGAUAAGUUUUCCGGAGUUCCCUUGAAAUGCUCCGUUGCGUGGCCAUCUUUACCAACUGAUGUGUGGUUCUUUAGCUGAAUAAUGGCCUCCUUAACUUCACCUAUCGUCGGGGGUCCAUGUUUCCGAAAUUGCGACCUUGAGUUCUUCAAUCGUGAUGUACCGUUUUCCCUCAGUGUAGAUUCUACGUACAAGGAUCCCCCUAAGGUUUUCAACAGGAUGCAAAUCUGGAGAGUAAGCCGACCAGUCCAAAACAUUAGGUUUUUAGUCCUUAAUCCAAUGCUUUCCUUGCUGAUAUGAAUAAUAGCAUUGUUUUGCUGGAAUGUGAAUUUUUGGUGACGAUAUCCACACAAAAACGGUAGAAGAGAGGAUUCUAGAACAUGUAUGUAAUCAUUGAAUGAUAUGAAAACCGUCUUGAGUUUUCCGGUUUCACAGAAUCCCGCCCAAACCAUGCACGAGCCUCCACCAAAAUUCCUGAUUGAAAAAUACUAUUCCUUCUUCUGUAAAUCACGCCAGUACCCGUUGAAACCAUCACGACCAUCCUAAUUGAACUUUUUUUCGUCAGUGAAGAUAACCUAUACAUUGAAGAACUUUUCGUUAUGGUAUAUAGCAAAAAGUAUUCUUUUGGAAACAUUCUUUGUCACAACAUACAAUGUCCCACUGUCGGUUCAUGUGAGCUUUGGCAAAACUCAGACGUCUUCCGAUGUGAGAUGGUGUAAGAUAAGGAGCUCUAACCUUUUAAGCCUUCUUUAUGUGAGGAUUUUUUACCAAAACUUGACGAAUUGUCCCCCGAGUAAUAUCUAAAUUGAAAUAUUGCUUUAUUUGCAUGAGCGAUUUUGUGGUAUUCGAAUCUGUUCUAGCUAUUUUCCGCUUAUUCCGGUCAGAGAGCUUCGAUUUACGUGGAGCUCUCUCCUUCUUACCGUAUCCUUGAAGAUUCGUCAAUUAAUUGAGCACUACUUGAUGGGAUCGUCCAAUUCGACAAGAAAUUUCUGUGAUACCAACAUUUUCUUGGUGAAAUGCAUCGAUUUGUCUUUCUUUUCUCUCUGUGAGCACUUUUCCCUUCGGCAUUUUCUAGAUUUAUUGAUCAAAACAACUAAAACAACGGAAAAAUGUAACUGGUCUUAUAGAAACUUGACCCUUGGAAAAUACAAAACCUUUGGUUUACGCUCCGCGCUUUCACACACACAUAUGAAAAUCAUGCAGUGUAUGGUAGUCACCAAUACCAACACACUAGAAUAUAAGUUGAAGCAUUGUUUGUUUACAAUGACACGAAGCAGCAAGAUCAUCACCUGGUCUUAUAAAAGUUGGACAGAGUGUAGUGGUCUGAAUCAAUGUUAGCGCCUCAAAAGGUUCUGACAUCGAUUAUGUCUGUGCCGAUCAUAUGUCAAAGCGUCGUCGAUGUGUGUUUCCACUACGUGUGGCCAUGUUCUUGGAGACAGAAAUAUCGAUCAGCCUAAUCCCAUUUUUGUUGGUUCGUUAUCAAAUUAUUGGACUGAGCUCUUUCUCUUGACCGACCUGAACGUUUAAAUUAUUGAUGGCAAUUUUUAUGUCAUGUUUUGGACAGCGAUCGUAUUCACGCUUUAGCUACGCGUAGAAUUUUUUUCGUCAUCCUAGCUGUGCACGUUAAUGACGCCGAAAUUGAAAAAGUAACCUAGCAUUUUCUUGGAGGUUUGGCAUCCCAGGCUCGGGAAGUUCUGCGGCUAAGCAGCAAUAGACAAGACAGCGUUUCGCUGGAAUACGCUGCGUGAUCAUUACCCCAAAAAGGUGUCAAACGAUAGGUUAGUUCAGUAUUUUUCCCAUCUAACUAGUGCACGAAUCAUCCUCUGCAAGCACACCAUCUCGAAAAAAUGUGGAUUCUAACAUGGGGGCAUAUUUGUCCGUUUUUCUUUAGAAUGUGAUAUCGUGUAUUAGCCUAGAGACUAUCCUAGCCUAGAGUUGAACCUUCCUUUGAUCGCGAAAAGAACGUCCAUCACCUUCCGCUUGACCAAUAUCUUCAAUUCAAUUCUGACUCGAAGUCAGUGUUAAAAAGGAGUGUUUUUCUAGUGAACCUUUGUCCUGUCGAUCUGGAGAAUAUUAUUGUCUAUUGAAAACGUGAUUCCUACUUAAUCUGGCCACAUCGAAAGAGCCUUCGGCGAUUAUCUCCUAUUAAUCAUUCCACAUUGGUGUUAGGGGUGAUCAACAAUAUAUGAUCGGCAUUUAUGAUAAGUUUGACUGCAUCAGACAUCGAAUUCAUCGCUACUAAAAAAAAGUGACCGAUACGACAACACCUUUAGGAACGUAAUUUUCUGCAGUGUUCUCGCUAGAGAGGCAGUCUCCUACUGCCCUGCGUAUUGAAAUACUGUCCCGCUCUACGAAGGCAGACCGGCUCGAUUGGUGAUUUCGAAGUUGUCUUACGAUACGUGUUAUGGCAACAUCUCAUCUUUUUUCGAAUAAUAGAUAAGCUAUCGAAGUUAAUAACACACGUCUUUUAGUAGUGUGUAGCCAAAACACCUGAAUUUACAUCUGUUUCAACUCUCAACCUGAGCAAAAUUUUCCGGAAAAUCACUCACUCCUGCAUGCUGUAGCGUGUUUAGGGCAACUACACUAAUGUUUGAUAUAUGAAUAUAUUUACUCUUAAUAAGCUGGGAUGAGACAACUACCCGCGAUACACACUGCUAGUUCAGCUUUUGAAUUUAGGGAAGCAAUACACUCAACUAAAUUAAACAAAUAAAUAGAACAGUAAGCUUUACAAUAUUUCAACUACAAAAACUAUAUUAAAUCAGUCACAUUAAGAAUAUGAUCCCUGACGACUCUAAAUGAUUUAACUUCCACUUUACGGCAUGUUUUCGAAUUUCAACGAAAUAUUUUAAUUCUAAUAAAACAUUUUAACUGUGUUACAACUUGGAAAAAACUUCAUCAUCGCAUUUUCGUGUAUAUCGAUGUUAAUAUUCGCAAUUAGAAAAUAUAAGAACACCUGAAACUAAACACAGUUCAGAAAACAUAAUAUAUACGUUAAAAAUUACCUCUUUCGGAAUAUGCGAAUCAAAAUUAUGUCCGACAGAUGUAUGGGACAAGGAAAUCCACAAAAAAAAUGGACACAAUUUAUAACGUCAUCACAAACACCAUUUUAUAUGUAUAUGUAAAACAAAUAAGAUAGCGAUAGAGUGGAUUAUUUUAAAGAAAUUACAAAAUUUUACUAGAAAGUUGAAGAAUACAAAAACAUUUUAGCUCGAAAAAUUAAUUAAAAACAUACACACAAAACCAGUGCAUUAGAAUCACGCGAUUGAAGUGGUCAAAUUUUUACUACAUUAUUUACACGAACGUAGAGAUUCAAACAUUACACGUAUUAUAUAAACAAACAAAAAAAACGCAGAUAUUAGAACGAAUAGGAUUUCUCUUUCUCUUUAACAGUAUAGUUUUAUUUUUUCCCCACCUACAACAUUUUCAUAUACAGUACAUUUUUAGUUUUUUUUUUAAUUACGAUUAACGAUACUUCUAGUACUCUAUGUGUUGCAUUAUCGAUAAGGUAAUUUAAAUGUUCGUCUACUUGAAAGGUGUUUCUCUGUUCUUUUUUAUAAUUGGUUCUAUCUUUGUUUGCGUUUCUGAACAUUUUUUUCCACCUUGAGAAGAAAACGUCAAAACUUAAUGAGAACAGUAAUUGCAGCCGAUCCAGGAUGAAAAAGCCGAAACAAAAAAAAAAGAAAAUAAAAAGAACAAUAGGGAAUGAGAUACUAAGAUUUUUUCUGUUUUGAUUUAAACUAAUACAGUAUUCUAGCGCAAAACGAACAAGGAAUGAUAAAGUUGACACAGAGACAAGCGAAAAGAAAAAUCGAUCCAAAAAUACAUCUAGCUAUCUUCUUCUCGCAAUAAUUAUUUAUUUAUUGGAGCAAUUUCAUUCGAUACUGUUAAAACGUAAGGAUGGCAAACCUCUGCAGCUAAAGAUCACAAAACAAUGGACAGGAUUCCCCUCUAAUAGGAACCCAGUGUUUAUUCAGUAUCUUCUCGAAUCCGGAGAAUCUCAACCAAUACUAUCGUAUAAUCAAUAAAGUUUUCAAGUAGAUGAAAGCUUGAUGUGUUUUUUUCUCUCUCUCUUAAUCCUUUACUAACGCUGUAAAUCAUUCUGUCUAUUAGUUUGUCCUCUUAUAGUAACAAUGUGAAUUUCCCUUACUUCGAUCGAUGACAUAUACAUAUCUAUAUUUAUCGUUUCCCUCCGCUGGACUGUCCGCAGGUGUCUUAAACCUUUUUAGCGGUCGAAAUCGGGUUCUGCUUGAGCUGCAGAACAAUCGAACGCAUCCGCGAGAUGUCCUUGCUCGAUUUGUUCGUCUUUGGGUUGAAGUCGCACAGCUUGGCGAUGCGUUCCCACUCGGUGCCCGGCUCGAUUUCGUCCGUUUCGGCCACGAACUGCUUCUCGGCGUUCCUGCGGGGU
Molecule: messenger RNA, 10828 nt
Organism: Toxorhynchites rutilus septentrionalis
Lineage: Eukaryota; Metazoa; Arthropoda; Insecta; Diptera; Culicidae
Product: protein AMN1 homolog
Exons: 3
Coding region: 188-961 (257 amino acids)
Biological process (GO): SCF-dependent proteasomal ubiquitin-dependent protein catabolic process
Cellular component (GO): SCF ubiquitin ligase complex
Source: RefSeq, a predicted model, not a curated record